AUGGACAAGUACACUGGCACUAUUCCUCGUAGGAGCUCUCGAGAGAAUAAAGGAAAGAAGCCAGUCCGGCUGGGAUUUGAGAGCACGAAUAAGUCAAAGAAGUCUGCGGAAGAGACACUGAUCGAUGUCCAAAUUGAGAAAGCAGAGCUGGAAUUGAGUUUGCUCAAGAUCAAGGCAAAGGAAGCGCAAUUGCUGCGGGAGUCUGGACAAUCUCCGAUCGCUGAGGAGAAAGACACUGUGGUACAGCAAUAUCUCCAAAAACCUGUUCAGCAGCCUGGGAAUGUUCACCAGGAAGUUGAGGAUGACAAGGUGGAUGAUGAGAGGGGUGCUUCCGGAGGAAUUGACACGAGAUUUCUCAAGGAUGAAGUUGGUUCUGUUUCAACGGAUUACACCAGGUUCAGAGGUGGUCUCAAGUGGCUGUAUCGUGACUUUAAGGAGUCUGAUACUGAGAGAGAAUCCGAGGACAGUGACUCUAUCAGUGGUAGCAGCGGAAGGUCUGAUAUUGCUGCUGCUAUUCGUGCCCAGUCGGAGAAAAUGAACAAAUUUAUGUCAAGACAAACUCUUGGAAAGGAUUAUUUUCACUUCGACGGAAAUUUCCAAGAGUAUCCAAUGUUUAUGGCAUGGUUUAGCAGCACCACGGCAUCUUGCAAGUUUACUGACCAGGAAAAUCUCUUGCGACUGCAGAAGUGUUUGAAAGGUGAGGCCAGAAAUGCUGUUCGUUUCAUGCUAUACUCACCAGAAUGCAUUAAUGAGAUUCUCCGGACUUUGGAGAAGAAAUUUGGGCGUCCGGAAUUCCUGGUAAAAGCCAUGAUUGCUGAGGUUAGGGAGAUUCCCGCUGUUAGAGAGGAAAAGCCUGAAACUGUCAUAAAUAUGGCAACAACUGUUCUGAAUCUCGUUGCGUCUCUCAAGAUGAGUAAUCGCAGAAACUACAUCGACAAUCCUCAGCUGCUCGAGGAACUUCUGAGCAAGUUGCCUCUUUCUCUGCGAGUGCAAUGGUCAGAAUAUGCAUCCAAGAAGUCUCACUGCACCUUGGAGACGUUUUCCAAGUGGAUGGACAGGAGGGCGGAGGCUGCUAGUGAGAGGGUUCAAUUCUAUCCAGUGAAAGAGGCGAAAAAUGGCAAAGAUGCGAAGAAAGACAAGAAGCAGAAAUUUGUCGCAGCAACAAGUGAGGUUAAGAACGAUGCAAUAGGCUCAAUAGGCUGUGUUUGUGUUUGUUGUGGUGGCUGUCAUGAUUUGACCAGCUGUGGGGAUUUCAAAAAUUUAACAGUUGACGAUCGCUGGAAGCUUGUGACCGAGAAAAGGAUGUGUUUUUCGUGUCUCAAGGAUGGUCACAUGAGUCCUGAAUGCAAGAAGAAGAAGAAAUGUUCUGUAAAUGAUUGUAGCCGUCGCCACAAUGAUAUUCUUCAUCGAAACAGCGAUAGAGGAAAUGUUUUGCCCCAGGCCACACAAAAUUCACGUCAAAACACUGAGAGAAAUUCUGAGGAAAAUUGCUCAUCAUCAGAGACAAAUCAAGUGAGUACUGUGGCUCACACUACAGCUUCUUCAGGAAAAACAUUGAUGAAAAUCCUGCCGGUGAUGUUGAGUGGACCCAAGGGAACUUGCAAGGUUUAUGCAUUCUUGGACGAGGGGUCUACAAUCACAAUGUUGAAGACGAGUGUGGCCGACAGUCUUGGUCUUGAGGGUCCUACAAUGUCUCUGAGAUGGACCGGAACAACUCCCGAGAUGACGACUUCAUGUGAAGCUCGUGUUGUGGAUUUGAAAAUCAAAGGGACGUUUUCUGGGGCCAAGGAAUAUACGCUUCGCCGAGUGCGCACUGUUGAUCAAUUGUCAUUGCCCAAGCAAUCUGUGGAUGUACAGACUUUGGUGAGGGAUUGGAGAUAUCUUUCUCAGGGAGAAGUUGAGUCAUUUGAUGAUGUGGUGCCGCAACUUCUUAUUGGGCUUGAUAAUAUCGCGCUGAUAACAUCUCGUGAAGUGAUUCAUGGUGCUUGGAAUGCACCUUAUCUUGCCAGGACAUGGCUAGGAUGGGUUAUCCUAGGGAAUUUGUCUUCACCUGUGGACAGAAAUGGUGAAGUGAAUUGUGCAAUGAUUGAGACUGUUGAUGAAUUGCAUGAUUUGGUGAAAUCCUCCUUUACCACGGAAGGAUUUGGGACAGUGCCACGACAGGAAAAAUCUCGAUCUCGCGAGGACAGGAAAGCGAUAGAGAUUAUGGAAAAUACCACCAGGAAAACUUCAGAUGGACGCUACGAGACUGGACUUUUGUGGCGUCAGGGAAAACCACCUGCGGUUCCAGAAUCCCGAACAGCUGCUCUGAGGCGACUUUAUAGCACUGAAAGAAAACUUGACCGUGACUCAGAAUUGGCACAGGCAUAUUGUGCGAAAAUUGAGGAGCAUCUAGAGAAGGGAUAUUUGGUGGAAUUGGACGAAAACGACAAAAAAGUUCCCUCUGAAAAUGUGUGGUAUCUUCCACAUUUCUCUGUGGUACACCCUGCGAAGAAAAAAGUCCGUGUUGUUUUUGAUUGUGCCGCGAAAACAAACGGAGUGUGUUUCAACGAUUUCUUGUUGAAAGGACCUGACAUGCUGCAGCCUCUCCCUGGAAUUCUGGAGAAUUUUCGACGAGCUAAGUAUGGGUAUAUGGGAGACAUUAGGGAAAUGUUUCACCGUGUGAAAAUUCGAGAAGCUGAUCAGAAUUACCAGAGGAUUUUAUGGAGAGGAAUGAACCGUGAGUGUGAUCCGAAGGAGUAUAAGCUCACGGUGAUGACUUUUGGAGCUUCAUGCUCGCCAACUUUGGCAGCAUACGUGAAGGAUGAGAAUGCCAAGAGUCACAUGGAGGAAUAUCCAGAGUCAGUGAAUGAAAUUUUGAGGUACACCUAUUGUGACGAUUUCAUAAGCUGUUCAGAUUCAGUGGAAGAAUCCCAAAGGCGUGUUGAUGAAGUGAUAAAAAUUAGCCAGGGUGCGGGAUUUGAAGUUGUGAAUUGGACAGCCAGUGAUUCAGCCAUUCUCAGUUCCCUUGGUGCUGAUUUUCUGACGAAGAACUUCAAUGAUGCUGAUCAUAUGGAGCGUGUCUUGGGUUUGUGGUGGGAUUCCACAAAGGAUGUCUUCACAUUCAAAGUGAAUUUUCACAAAGUGACCAGUGAGAUUCUUUCUGGAGAAAAGGUUCCGACAGAGAGAGAAGUUCUGCGCUUGGUGAUGUCUCUCUUUGAUCCACUUGGAUUUCUGGGAUUGUUCACAGUGAAGGGAAAAAUCCUCCUGCAAGACAUAUGGCGUCGUGAAAUCGAUUGGGACGAUGAGAUUGGCGGAGAGCUGAUGACAGUUUGGAAACAGUUCUUAUUAGAACUACGGGAUAUCGAGAAUGUGAGUAUACCUCGAUGCUUUUUUACAAAUUUGCCGUGCGAUUCUUCCAUAGAAUUACAUGUGUUUGGAGACGCCAGCCUUUCCGCUUUCGCUUCUGUGGCGUAUUUGAGGAUCGAAAACAGGGGGGAAGUGGAAAUAGCACUUUUGUGUUCACGCACCCGCGUGGCACCUUUGAAGGCGAUAACCAUCCCACGGCUUGAGUUGCAAGCGGCAGUUCUGUCCAGCCGCUUGGGAAAUUCCAUGAUGACUACAAUUGACAUGAAAAUUGACCGAGUCUACUAUUGGACAGACUCGAUGACUGUCCUCAAAUGGCUUCGAAGUGGGUCCAGGCGAUUUAAAGAAUUCGUGGCAAAUCGUCUGGGGGAAAUUGAGGACUUGACCGAUCUGGAUUCGUGGCACUGGGUGCCCACGAAGGACAACGUUGCUGAUUUAGCAACAAGACACAAACCGUGUAACUUCUCUUCCGAGUCUGUUUGGUUCACUGGACCGAAGUUCCUGAAGCGUCCAAGGUCUGAUUGGCCACAAGAAGUUCACGAUGAUCACCCGAUUGAUGACAGCGAAAUUAUACAACAUGUUCAUGUUCAGUAUGAACACAAUGAGUUGGUUCCAAAUGCUGAAAGAUUCUCUUCGUGGAAUCGCCUUUUGCGUACAACUGCUCGUGUACGUCAAAUUGCUUUAUUUUGGAAAGAUCUGUCGCUGAAAAAGACAAAGAGGCCAUUGCCUUCAUUGACUGUGUCAGAUUUGGAAAGAGCUCAAGUGAUGUUGUGGAAAGAGAUGCAGACAAAGUACACAUGUGAAAGGAAUUUAUUGACUUCCGGGAAGACAAUCGACAAGAAAAGCUCUCUUUACAAAUUGUCUCCAUUUGUUGAUGAGAAUGGAGUUUUGAGGAUGAAGAGUCGUUUAGUGAAUAGCCCAGAUGUCAACGAGAAGUUCCCAGUCAUUUUGGAUGAGAAGCAUCCUGCAACCAGACUUCUUAUCCUGGAUGUUCAUGUGAGAAACUUUCACCAAGGACGAGAGCAGAUAGUGAAUGAUCUGCGACAGAAGUUUUGGAUCCCGAAAAUUCGUAUGGCAGUCAAAAGGUCAUGGAGAGACUGCCAACCCUGCAAGAACUUUGCUGUAAGACCAAUGCCCCCUGAAAUGGCUGCACUACCCGUGGCUCGUGUAGAGCAACAGAUGUUCCCGUGUGCUCGAAGCGGAGUGGAUUUCUUCGGGCCCAUUAUGGUCACUGUUGGACGUCGUCAAGAAAAACGCUGGGGCGUUUUGUUCACAUGCAUGACAACUCGGGCUAUCCACCUGGAGAUCGCACACUCACUGGACACUGAUAGUGCGAUCAUGGCGAUUAGAAGAUUUAUCUCAAGACGGGGCCCCAUUAAAGAAUUGUAUUCUGACAAUGGGACGAACUUCCAUGGCGCGGACAAGGAGAUGAGGGCAGCUCUGGCACAACUGGACCAAGAGAAGAUUCGAAAUGUGCUUUCCUGCAAGCUGAUUGACUGGAUUUUCAAUCCACCAAGCGCUCCGCACAUGGGGGGAAGUUGGGAGAGAUUGAUAAGGACGGUGAAAACAGCCCUGAAGACGACUUUGGCUUUUCACGCUCCCAGUGAUGAAGUGCUUCAAACACUGUUUGCUGAAGCUGAAUUUGUGGUGAAUAACCGGCCUCUGACUCACGUCUCUGUUGACUACGAUGACGAAACAGCCUUGACUCCCAAUCAUUUUUUGAUUGGAAGAACUGCAGAAAAUCGUCCAGGAACCUUUGACGAUCAUGAUAUGUGUUUGAGGAGAUCUUGGAGAAAAUCUCAACGUAUGGCUGAUAUUUUCUGGAGACGUUGGGUUCAUGAAUAUCUACCGGAGCUGGCGAGACGAACGAAGUGGCACACUUCCGUUCCUGCGAUUCAACCAGGCAGCAUUGUGGUGAUCGCUGAUGAGAAACUUCCCCGAAACGAAUGGCCUAUGGGGGUCGUGGAACAAGUGCAUCCCGGACAGGACGGAAAGAUACGUGUAGUAUCAGUGAAGACACCAAAAGGGGUAUACAAACGGCCCGUGAGUAGGAUUUGCGUGAUGGAUGUUGGUGCGACCGCACCAAGGGGGGAAGGUGUUGCAAAUUAA
Molecule: messenger RNA, 5454 nt
Organism: Phlebotomus papatasi
Lineage: Eukaryota; Metazoa; Arthropoda; Insecta; Diptera; Psychodidae
Exons: 1
Coding region: 1-5454 (1817 amino acids)
Biological process (GO): DNA integration
Molecular function (GO): nucleic acid binding; zinc ion binding
Source: RefSeq, a predicted model, not a curated record